GGAGAAGGGUUGAAAAAAGGUGGGGGGUUCUGUUAACUUGUCUCACUAUUCGCGGGGUCUACCUUGAUUUAGCUAGCUCUUUAACAACAAGCUCGUGCAUAAUGGUGAUCCGCAACUUCAUUGUGCGACGAGGAACACCUUCCGUUUUCUACAGCGACAGAGGAACUAACUUCAUCGGAGCCGAUCGGGAGUUGAAGCAAGCCCUGCAAGACGUCGACCAGCACAAGAUGGCUCAGGAGUUUGUUUCGGCGACCACCACUUGGUGUUUUAAUCCACCGGCAGCUCCCCAUAUGGGGGGGAGCUGGGAACGACUCGUGCAGUCCGUCAAGCGCACCUUAGUGGAACUGCAGCUACCCCAUCGCCCGAAGGAGGAAGAACUGAGGAGUGCUCUGGUCGAGAUCGAAGGCAUCAUCAACGCACGGCCGCUUACCCACGUACCCAUCGAAGACGAUGCCGCACCAGCGCUCACACCGAACCAUUGGCUGCUGGGCAGUUCCGACGGAUUCAAACCAUGGACCGAACUGGAAGUCAACUCCAUCGCUUUGAGUCGAGGUUGGCAUCUAUCGCAGCAGAUCGCGAACCACUUCUGGAAAAGAUGGCUGCGGGAGUACCUGCCGGAGAUCACCAGGCGUUCUAAGUGGCAUGAGAACGUACCACCGAUCAAAGAAGGCGACAUCGUGGUCAUCGUCGACUCGGAGCUGCCAAGGAAUUGCUGGCCCAAGGGACGAGUUAUCGGAACGGUAAAUCGAGACGGGCAGGUGCGUACGGUAACAAUAAAGACGGCGAAAGGUGUCUACGAGAGACCGGCUGUAAAGGUUGCAGUGAUAGACGUAAGAGCUAAGAAGGAGUUUGCUGACUCAGAGGCGGAGUCAGCAAACUAGGGGGGAGUGUCACUGAACUGACUUUCGAUACCGAAAGUGCCAUUGAACGCACUCGCGCAAUGACAGCAGGAGAAUUCGAAGAUGCGUUCGAAUGUGUAGGUGAGAAGUGAGUUCAGGAGUAUAGGCGGGAAAAUAAAAGCGAGAUAGAUUAGUAAACAAAACAAAGAUUGUUGAAAUCAAGUAUUGUAGUUUGGUGAUCCGAAGCUAAUUAGUGCACAGUGGUUAUUGUGAAAUUCAAAUACUUACCCUAAAUUAAAGUGCUAAGGUAGGCCUGGAAUUAGAUUGGAAUUGUGCAACAUAAGUUCUAACAUAAAAUCUAUCUCUGUCUAGGCAAUUGCAAGUACUUAUUAGUACGGAAGGGUGCGAAGUGAAACUGCGCAGGAAAGUUGAACCCAGGUCACAAUACCACGCAGCGAAGCGUUUUAAGUUCGGAGUCGCCAGACCAAUUAAACUCCAGCUAAGGUGAGAAAUCGAUAGAGAAAGUUGAUUUAUCUCUAACCUAGGUCUUUAAGGUGUAGGACUAGUGGAAAGCGAAAGGCUGAAAUCAAGGCAGAAGGAAGCGAAAGGCUGAAAUCGAGGCAGAAGGAAACGUAUAGAGAGUUCACUAAACGUAAGAUUGAGAAUUGUAAAGAUUAUUCCUAUAUUUAAUCAAUAUUGAAAUCGUAGGAAUUUAAAACGUGUCCCGGUAGAGCUUCGAACGGACAAAUAAAAGGGAACGUUACGAAUUUGAAAACGAACUUUCAUUGUUACCGCGAUCCGGAAGUAACAAUU
Molecule: messenger RNA, 1652 nt
Organism: Uranotaenia lowii
Lineage: Eukaryota; Metazoa; Arthropoda; Insecta; Diptera; Culicidae
Exons: 2
Coding region: 102-881 (259 amino acids)
Biological process (GO): DNA integration
Molecular function (GO): nucleic acid binding
Source: RefSeq, a predicted model, not a curated record